AAGAUUUAACAUUUAACAAUAUUUGAGAAAUGAUUGUCAAGUGAACAACGUAAACAUAAAUCUUUGUAAAUUUUAUCACAAUAAAAUAGUCAUGACUAAUCGUAAUCCUAACACUCUCAUGAGUGUUCCAGAUGAACAAUUUGAUUAUUUAUUUAAAAUAGUUCUUAUCGGUGACUGUGGCACGGGUAAAACAUGUAUUGUGCAACGAUUGAAAUCCGGUAAUUUCAUAGAAAGACACGGUAAUACAAUAGGCGUAGACUUUUCAAUGAAAACUUUGAUAGUGGACGGAAAGAAGGUCAAGCUUCAGAUAUGGGACACUGCUGGACAGGAAAGAUUUAGAACGAUAACACAAAGUUAUUAUCGGUCUGCGAAUGGAGUAAUUAUAGUGUACGAUAUUACUAAGAGAUCAACAUUUCUAUCUUUGCAAAAGUGGAUUGAAGAAGUUAGAAGAUACACAUCAUCCAAUGUUAUAGUUUCAUUAAUUGGAAACAAGUGUGAUUUGACUGAUCAACGUGAAGUUGAGCCAGAUGAGCCAAAGUCAUUUUGUCGCUAUAUCCCUGAAAUUAUGUUUGUGAUGGAGACUUCAGCUAAAGAUAACACAAAUGUUGAGGAUACUUUUCGCAGUUUAGCAACUGAACUGAAGCGGCAACAUGAUAAUAGUGAAGGCCCGCCAGCUGAAUCAGAUUCAGUUGUGCUUGGUGAAAGUCAUCCAGUAAGUAGGUGCCAGCCUUGUAGAUCUUCUUAGAUUAUAUAGAUUAAUAGAAAAUAUGCCAUUUGUUCAUAAUUUUUUAUUAGCGGCCUGUAUAACACCAAAUAUAUUUUUAUUCUGCCAUUAAUUUUUGGCUAUGAUGAUAUAAAUAUUUGUCACAAAUCACUGGUUAAACUCUUUAUUAUAAUGAAUUAUGUACCAAGUAUGGUGCUGUUAAAUAUAGGUGCUUAAAUGAAUCUCUAUUUUUGUCUAUAAUUUUGAUUAUGACUAAUGAAAAAUCACAUAUUUUUGUGACAAAA
Molecule: messenger RNA, 1008 nt
Organism: Vanessa tameamea
Lineage: Eukaryota; Metazoa; Arthropoda; Insecta; Lepidoptera; Nymphalidae
Gene: Rab19
Product: ras-related protein Rab-43
Exons: 4
Coding region: 92-745 (217 amino acids)
Biological process (GO): vesicle-mediated transport
Cellular component (GO): Golgi cisterna; trans-Golgi network
Molecular function (GO): GTPase activity; GTP binding
Source: RefSeq, a predicted model, not a curated record